Messenger RNA from Sodiomyces alkalinus F11, 939 nucleotides. RefSeq names its product S-adenosyl-L-methionine-dependent methyltransferase. The transcript has 7 exons. The annotation marks the transcript as partial. The record is from RefSeq and is a predicted model, not a curated record. NCBI's taxonomy places the organism in Eukaryota, Fungi, Ascomycota, Sordariomycetes, Glomerellales, Plectosphaerellaceae. Gene Ontology annotation, molecular function: methyltransferase activity.
GAGACCGUCCCUAUCAACGAGGACUUUUUCCCCACCUUGACGCACAACAGCCGAGUAUACCAACAGUUCGCCAUCGAAAAUUACCAGUAUUUCGAGCCAAUAGACGAGGACGAGGCGGAUCGCCUGGAAGUACUCCAUUGGGUUCUUUUGAAAGUGCUCGAUGGAAGGUUGCUGCCCUCACAACUCAGCCGUCCGAGAAAAAUUCUCGAGUGCGGUGUUGGGCCGGGAUACUGGGCCAUGGAAGUAGCCAAAACAUAUCCGAAUUGCGAGGUAGUGGCUGUUGACAUAGCCCCUCACGUAUUGCCAUUGGAGGAGGCUCUCCCGGAAAACCUAGUUUUGCAGGUGGACAACGUUAACGAGAGGUUCACGUGGCGAAGAAACGAAUUCGACCUUGUCCAUAGCCAGAUGAUGGUGGGCGCCGUCAACGCAGACCGCUGGCAGAGCUACAUCCGAGACAUAUACCGAACCCUUCGGCCAGGGGGUUGGUGCCAGAUGGUGGAGAUAUACUUCAAUGCACAGUCCGAUAACGGUACACUGACGGAUGACCAUGCGUUGCGGAGGUGGUCAAGAUUGUACAUGGAGAGUAUCCAACCGUACAAAGACCCCAGGGCACCACUGCGCAUCGCGAGCUGGAUGCGAGAAGCAGGCUUUGUGGUGGCGCGGGAACCGAGACCCGUACCACUACCUACCUGCGGAUGGCCAAGAGACGAGAAUCAGCGCGAGGUUGGUGUUCUCAACAGAGACAACGUGCGUAGGCUUUUGUCGUCAUUGGCGCUGUACCCAAUGACGGUGCUCCAAGGCAUGGACAUCGCAGACUUCGAGCUCCUCGUGGCACAGGCAAGGAGCGAGGCGGAUAAUCCGAGCUUCAAGGUGAUGUAUUCCUUUGGUUGUUUUAGUUUCACUGUUGCUGCUGGGCAAACAUGGGAAAGCGUAGACUAA